AUGGCGAGAAUGGAGCUGCCGGUAUUGGACAAGUUUUGCUUCGUCUUCCAUCUGAGGACGGGAGGGAUCACGAUGGGCAUUUUAAAUUCAAUUGUUACGUUCCUCCUCGCUGUGCUCCUGAUUACGUUCGCCGUGGACAUCAAGGAUGCUUCGGAAGCGAUGCAGAGACGCGAGGACGGAGAGGCCGCCAUGUCCUCGGUCGUCUACACGAUCGUGGUGCUGGUGGUGAUUCUACUGUUCAUCAAGUUCCUCCUCGACCUGGUCUUCGUCUACGCCGUGUACAGGGAGAAAUGCGGCAUUAUGAAAAAGUACUGCAUCUUCUGGAUAGUGUUCCUGAUGCUCUUCAUCAUCGGCUUCCUGAAGACCCUGUUCCACAUGACCGCUGGACACGUGAUUGCUCAGAUCCUGUUUCUGGCCGAAAACCUCUACUUCAUCAUCGUCAUCCGUAGCUACCUUAUUUCGAUCAACGAAGAUGGCGUCCUA
This is a messenger RNA of Iphiclides podalirius (scarce swallowtail), 483 nucleotides long. NCBI's taxonomy places the organism in Eukaryota, Metazoa, Arthropoda, Insecta, Lepidoptera, Papilionidae. The record is from the annotation of a GenBank genome assembly.